AUGGAUCGCCCGGAAAUGAUCGGAAUCGCGAUCCGCGUUUGUGCUGCUGCAGCAAUGUCUUUUCUAACAGUUCGUUAUUUGGUGAAACAUCUCGAUCCAAAUCACGCGCAGAAUGAAGAAAAUGCGAAGAAGGUCAAACAAUUAUUCCAAGAACUCGGAAUAACGAAAGAAAUUCAAUUAAGCGAACAUGAACUUCGAAUUGCAACUCAAUUCGUUGGCGGAGAUGAUGUUGGAGCAGAUUGGGAUGAUAUUGGUGAGAAAUUAGAUUUUCAUGGAUUCGGAUAACCCCUAGCUCUACUAGAUUGGAACUAAUUGAAAUUUUAUAUCAGAAACUGAAGUUUUCCCCCAACAGAACUCACCAAAAAUGUUUCACAUCUGAAAAUCUUGAACAGAAACUAUUAUAGACUGAUUAGACCAUAAAGCUAGCCAAGAAAUGAUCGAAAUUCCACGUGAAACCUGUACACGUCUCAUUUUUUUAAAAUUUAUUUCCAAAACAAAAAUUCAGGAGGUUGCGAUGAAUUGGUUGCCGAGUUGAAAGAUCGAAUAAUUCUCCCGCUUCAAUUCGCCGCCGAAUCUUCAAGCACUCUUCUAUCACCACCAAGAGGAAUUUUGCUGUACGGACCACCUGGAUGUGGAAAAACAUUGUUGGCAAAAGCUGUGGCUCGAGCAGCGGGAUGCAGGUAUUUAAAUGAAUAUUUAUAUCACACCCCGGCCAAAAUCUUGUUUUUCAAAAUAAAAAAUUGUGCGCUAACUUUUUACAGUAUGAAAAUGUGCAUUUUUCAAUUUUUGACCUCUAAAAACCCUGAAUUCGUCAGUUUUGACCCUUUAAAAACUGAGAUCAAAUUUUUUUUCAAAAUUAUACUCUGCGCAACCGUGUUAUGAUUUAUAAAAAUAUAUAAAUUUUGAAAAACUAUGGUUUUUAAAGGUUCAUCAAUCUUCAAGUGUCGAAUUUGACGGAUAAAUGGUACGGAGAAUCGCAAAAAUUGGCUGCUGCUGUUUUUUCAGUCGCUCAGAAGUUUCAACCAACUAUUAUUUUUAUUGAUGAAAUUGGUGAGUGUUGAAUUGUUUUUAAGGGAAAAUUCUGUUUAAAAUUUGAAAAACACUAUCAUUUUCUGUUAUUUUCUUCCCAAUUUCUUAUUUUCUAGACUCUUUCCUUCGUGAUCGUCAAUCUUUCGACCACGAAGCGACUGCAAUGAUGAAAGCGCAAUUCAUGACACUCUGGGAUGGUUUCGCAAGUACUGGCGAUCAAAUAAUUGUGAUGGGUGCAACAAAUCGUCCACGCGACGUCGAUGCAGCAAUUUUGCGAAGAAUGACGGCCAGAUUCCAAGUUCCAGUGCCGAAUUCAAAUCAACGAGAGAAAAUAUUGAAAGUGAUUUUGAAAAAUGAGGAAAUCAAUCGGGAUGUGGAUUUGUCAAGUAUUGCUCAGGUUUCUGAUGGUUUGUCUGGAUCUGAUUUGAAGGAGGUUGGUUUUUGUUUUAUGGGUUUCGUUUUCUAGUUGAGAAGGGGUGAAAAACAAAUAUGUAGAAGAAGAAGAAAGAGCUCAACCCUAAUCCUUUGAAAAAAAAUGCCAAUGUCUUGAGAAUUUUCAAUUAUGUUCCACUGAAUCCACUUGAACACUGAAAAUUGUUUUUUUUUUGAGAAUGUGAAAUUUUUGGGUACGCGAAAAAAAAUUUUUUUUUAAUUUCAUGAAAUAAAAACAAGAUGAGAUGAAAUCAAAUUUUUGAAAUAUAAGAGCUCUAGAGCAAAAGAUUUAUGUGCAUUUCUCGAAACGCUUUUUUUGAAAACUUUGAAUACACAUUUGAUUCAAUUUUGGGAGUAAAGUAUUUUUUAUAUAUUUUUUAAAUUCAAAAAAGUAAGCUUGCCUGAUUUGCCUAGACCCAAUGAAAAAAUACCAAAAGUUUAAUCACAGCAGAUUUUCUAAAUUAGCGCAAAAAAAUCACAUUUAGCGGACAAAAAUCGUAAAUUUGAAAAUUCAAAUCUACAAGUCGAAAAUCUGGAAUUUACUGAAAUUCCAGUUUUCUCGCAAAAAAUUGAUGAUUUUUAAUUUUUUCAAAAAUUUCUAUUAGUUUUCGAAAAGUUCACUUUUUUUAUUUUUCUGUCAAAAUUCAUUCAAGUCGAAAAAAAAAUAAAAAUUUCGAUUCAGCAAACGUCAAAAAACUAUAUUUUUUCCUAUUUUUUGACAUUUUUUUUCAUUGAAACAUUUUCGCUGCGAGAUAUUUUCAUUUUUGUGUGGAAAAAAUGUCAAAACAAAAUAGAAAAUAUAUGGUUUUUUGUCAUUUGCUGAAUCUAAAUUUUUUGACAAAAAAAAAUAUUGUAUUAUUUUUUUAAAACUUUAAUCAUGCCCAUCAGUUUUCGAAAAGUUCACAUUUUGUAUUUUUUCGGUCAAAAAAUUUUCAGAUCAAAAUUUUCUGAAAAUUAUCCAUAUUUUCUUACAAUUCCAAACAUCCCCAUCAAUAUUCCCAAAUCAAAUUCAGAUGUGCUUCUUCCCAAUAAAUAUGUUUUCAUUUCUCCAGGUCUGCCGUCUUGCUCUUUUGUCACGCGCCAAAAAAACCGUUGCCGAUGGUGGAUCAAUUGACAAACUUCAACCAUUGGAGCAAUGCGAUUUCGAAACGGCGGUGCACAAAUAUUUGAGAGCUGCACAUUUGUUGAUUGAGGAAAAAUUGGAUUAG
Molecule: messenger RNA, 2669 nt
Organism: Caenorhabditis angaria
Lineage: Eukaryota; Metazoa; Nematoda; Chromadorea; Rhabditida; Rhabditidae
Source: the annotation of a GenBank genome assembly